Molecule: messenger RNA, 919 nt
Organism: Nicotiana tabacum (common tobacco)
Lineage: Eukaryota; Viridiplantae; Streptophyta; Magnoliopsida; Solanales; Solanaceae
Source: RefSeq, a predicted model, not a curated record
AUCGUGUCACAUAAUGUGUUAGAGAGAGUAUUUUCGUAAUUUUUAAUACUUUGAGCCAAAGGCCGUGCUUUCACCCGAUUUCUUCCGUAUGCGGCUGCCCAUCAUGUGUUACAUGUAUAUAUGUAAUUGUUUGGUUCGUUUAUAAUUCAAUUGACUAACUUAGGGUUCACAUUGCUAAGUUGACUUUUACAAUGCAAAGUAUCCCAGCAACUUCAGCCUCAUCACCCCAAAACUUAUUUUGGGGGAGGAAUCUCAGCUUUGCACCGUAUACUCUUAACAGUAACAGAAUGCAAGAUUUCAGACCCGCUAUGACAUCGCCUCCAUCUGGACCGCAGAGGUUAUCCAUACAAUGUGGGGUUCGGUUCCGCCCUUGCAUUGACAUACAUAAGGGAAAAGUGAAGCAAAUUGUUGGAUCCACUCUUCGAGAUUCUAAGGAGGCAGAUACAAGCCUGGUAACUAAUUUUGAAUCUGAUAAAUCAGCUGCAGAAUAUGCAAAGCUUUACAGAGACGACGACCUUGUAGGUGGCCAUGUAAUUAUGCUUGGUGCUGAUCCCUUGAGCAUAUCAGCUGCAAUUGAAGCGUUACAUGCUUACCCUGGUGGAUUGCAAGUUGGAGGGGGAAUCAGAACUGAAAAUGCUUUGAGUUAUAUUGAAGAAGGAGCCAGCCAUGUCAUUGUCACCUCGUAUGUCUUUAACAAUGGGCAAAUGGACUUUGAGAGACUUAAGGAACUUGCUUCUCUCGUUGGAAGAAAGAGGCUUGUUCUGGAUCUUAGUUGCCGUAAAAAGGAGGACGAAUACGUAAUUGUCACAGACAGAUGGCAGAAGUUUACUGAUGUGAGUCUCAAUGAGAAAGUUCUGAAUUUUCUUGCAGACUAUGCUGAUGAAUUUCUGGUCCAUGGAGUUGAUGUUGAAGGCAAAAA